Messenger RNA from Paramacrobiotus metropolitanus, 1854 nucleotides. Its product is annotated as P2X purinoceptor 4-like. The coding region runs from base 316 to 1524 and encodes 402 amino acids. Gene Ontology annotation, cellular component: nuclear inner membrane; plasma membrane. Gene Ontology annotation, biological process: response to ATP; monoatomic cation transmembrane transport. The record is from RefSeq and is a predicted model, not a curated record. Gene Ontology annotation, molecular function: purinergic nucleotide receptor activity; extracellularly ATP-gated monoatomic cation channel activity. NCBI's taxonomy places the organism in Eukaryota, Metazoa, Tardigrada, Eutardigrada, Parachela, Macrobiotidae. The transcript has 10 exons.
GUUCGACUGCGGUACAAUCUACACACUCCCCUCUGCGCUAAGUAUAACCAGCGGCGCUGGAGAGCAUCCAAGAUGCGAUGUUGCAGUCUUGCAGAGGCCAGUGAGUGAUUCCCAUUAGCCAGAACACAUUGGCUUAUACUGUACACCCACCGACUUACUGUUAAUUAUUUUUUCACCGCACUACAUUUCGGCUUUGGUAACAUUGUAACUGUUCUCUCGUCGUUAUGUUGAUCGUAAUCCAGGAAUUUGACAGCCUACAGAUGUUAGAGUAAUCAGACGGGAAAUGCAUCGGUUAUCCAUCCGAGUAUCGCUGCCAUGUUGGAGGGUAAUACGCUGAAUUGUGGGACGAUUGUGCGGCAGAGUGUUGUGGAUACGUUUACCAAGUAUGAAACGGCACGCUCCGUGCGCUUCCAUUCACCGUGCAUUGCCAUCUGCAAUCGGCUGGUACAAGCCACUAUCAUCGCCUACGUUGUUAUCGUGGUCUUCAUCAUGGAUCGAGGCUACCAGCGCUCAGAGGAGGGCGAGAGCAGUGUCGUGGCGCGGGUGGUCGGACUGCAGCAGUCUCAGCGCGAGAACUUCACCCAUCUGGCCGACCGUGACCCCACCCAGCGGAAAUUGAAGAACAAAGCGCUGGGAUUAACCUGGGACGCGGUGGACACCAUGGUUCCCGCAUUGGAGAACAACGCCCUGUUCAUCACGACGAAGGUGACCGCCACUCCUAAGCAGACACACGGGAUCUGCGCCGAGGAUAAAUUCACCGGUGCAGAUUGUACGGGCGAUUCAGACUGCGAAAUCGGCCGGUCCAUCCAUCUGGGCCACGGGUUACUCAACGGCCACUGCAAUCUGACCACCCACACCUGUAAUGUACAUGCGUGGUGCCCGUUGGAGAACGAGACGUCCAGUACGACCACACUGACUGGAAGCGAACAUCUCACCCUUCUUGUUAAAAACUACAUUGUCUUCCCCAAGUUUCGCGUUAGAAGGAGGAACUUCGGGGAUUUGGAUGAUAGCUACGUGAGCAACUGCGUAUUUAAUAACGCCACCGACCCGCAAUGUCCGGCAUUUAAUCUGGGAUACAUCAUCCGGUUAGCGGGAGAGGAUUACGAUGAAAUGGCGCGCCAUGGAGCCAUCUUGAGUUUCGGGAUCAAAUGGGACUGCGAUCUGGACUUCCACAUUCACCACUGCACGCCCAAGUAUUUCUUCCGCCGGCUCGAUCCACGCGAGGGUGUUAUCGUACCGGGAUGGAAUUACCGCCGCAGUGGAUAUUGGAAAGAAGAAGGCGUCUUCACGCGCUAUUUGUACAAACACACCGGCAUCCGGAUCGUCUUCAACGUGUACGCCGUGGCCAGAAAGUUCAGCUAUGUACAGACCACCAUCAACCUCGGUUCCGGUCUGGGUUUGCUGGGCGUGACAACGAUUUUGUGCGAUUUCAUGCUGUAUCACUGUGCGAGUCCCCAGAAGCGCCUCUUUCGAGCCAAUGCCACCAUGGUGGAUGUUGACAAAGAUACUGACGACAGGUCUUGAGGGAAAGAUGUGCUGCCCGGAAAAAAAAACGGGAAAGACAGCAGAUGCAUAGAACGUUCCAGAAUUAAUUAGCGUCUCAUUGUUAAGGACUACUUUUAAUGUCCCGUGAAUAUUUGUUUUGGCGCUUUUCCAGCUUUUGCUCAUGUACUACAUGUAAGUUAAUUGUUGCACAAAUCUAGCGUUUUCUAUGGCGCUUACAUAUUGUUAUUGGUUUCCUUCUAUGUAAGAAUUCCGGCAUCACGAAAUAAGCCCAAGCACUCUGUAAAUGCCGGUCGUUAUUGUCUGCAUGGCUAAGAAGAACAACCUCAACAUGUACGUACGAGAAACGCU